Molecule: messenger RNA, 916 nt
Organism: Cornus florida
Lineage: Eukaryota; Viridiplantae; Streptophyta; Magnoliopsida; Cornales; Cornaceae
Product: actin-depolymerizing factor 1
Exons: 3
Coding region: 155-574 (139 amino acids)
Biological process (GO): actin filament depolymerization
Cellular component (GO): cytoplasm; actin cytoskeleton
Molecular function (GO): actin filament binding
Source: RefSeq, a predicted model, not a curated record
ACUCACACCAUUCUUUAUCUACAACCGGAAUCACGAUAUAAAUUGGGGUACAAUUUUUAUUCACGGAGCCCUCGUUCUCGGAGUCUCUCUCACAAUUUUCUCCUCUUCCGCGUAUCUGUAGAUAGUUCUCUCUACUCCACGUUAAGUCCACAAAAUGGCCAAUGCAGCAUCUGGGAUGGCAGUGCAUGACGAUUGCAAGUUAAGGUUUUUGGAACUAAAGGCAAAAAGAACUUACCGCUUCAUAGUUUUCAAGAUAGAGGAGAAGCAGAAGCAAGUUGUCGUGGAAAAGGUUGGUGAACCGGCCCAAAGCUAUGAGGAUUUCACUGCCAGUCUUCCUGCUGACGAAUGUCGAUAUGCUGUCUAUGAUUUUGAUUUCGUGACUGCGGAGAAUUGCCAGAAAAGCAGGAUUUUCUUCAUUGCAUGGUCUCCUGAUACAUCAAGGGUCAGAAGCAAGAUGAUUUAUGCUAGCUCCAAGGACAGAUUCAAAAGAGAGCUAGAUGGAAUCCAGGUAGAACUGCAAGCUACCGAUCCAACUGAGAUGGGCCUUGACGUUAUCAGAAGCCGUGCUUGUUAAAUAUGGUUGCCUAUGCAUUGUGAAUUUGCAAUAGGGUAUUCCUUGAUGCGAUCUUAUGGGAGUGAAAUGUUUAUAGUCUGUGGGAUGGAGAACCUGUUUAGAUAUCAUAUUUGAUAAGCAGGUGCUACCAUACAGUGUUCUAUUACUUUGAAUGACAUUUGCGGUUUAUGGUAUAUCUUGUGAUUUGAUAUCUGUAGAACCUAUGCAUUGAGCGGCUUACUUGUAGUCUGACGUCUACAAGCUAAUACGUAACAGUUUGUGGGGGAGUAAAUGGUGCCUUUAGAUUUUGUUUUUCCUUUUUCUUUUUCUUUGUUAAAAAUAAAUGGAUAUUUGACCCUCUUA